AUGGCGUUUGAAGGAGAAAUCACCAAUAAUCUGGAUGGACUGUUUCUGAGUUACUACACAGAGGGAGAGCCGGAGAACGACGGAGACACCGAUGUGGACAGAUAUCUGGCAGCCACCCACUUACAACCAACCGACGCUCGGACAGUGUUUCCCUGUUUUGAUGAACCCGCCAUGAAGGCUCGAUUCAGCGUGACCAUCAUCCACAGGAGGGACACCGUGGCUCUCUCCAACCAGGAUCAAGCAGAUAAUAAUAUAAUGGACGAGGAAUGGCAGUACACCCGCUUCCAGCCAACGGAGGUGAUGUCCCCAUACUUGUUUGCCUUCACCGUAUCGGAGUUCAAAGCAAAAGACUCGUAUCCCCCGGAACGUAGAAUCAAGAUUUAUGCACGCCCUGAUGCCAUAGAAGCCGGACACACGGCUUAUGCAGAUAGUAUUACUGGCCCGAUUAUGGACUUCUACCAGGACUACUUUGACAUCCGGUACACUCAGAAGCUCGAUCAGAUCGCCCUGCCCGACCUGGGACCGGCAGGGAUGGAGAACUGGGGUCUGGUGACGUAUCAGGAGGGAGUGCUGCUCUACGAGGAGGGGGUGUCCUCUUACCUGCACAAGGAAGUCAUCGCCUAUUUGAUCGGACAUGAGCUGGCACACCAGUGGUUUGGAAACAUGGUCACGAUGAAGUGGUGGAACGACGUGUGGCUCAACGAGGGCUUUGCCUCUUACCUUUCCUACCUGGCCGUGGAACAUGUGGAACCGGGCUUCAAAAUGAUGGAGGAAUUUGUGGCUGUUGAACUCCACACAGCGUUCGAAGCGGAUGCCUUGGCCUCGUCGCACCCCCUGAGCCCCCCUGCAGAUGAGAUCCAGACCAAGGACCAGAUCAUGGGGAUGUUUGACUCGAUUACAUACAGCAAAGGGGCCGUGGUGCUCAAGAUGCUGGCAGAUGUUUUGGGAGAACACAUUUUCCACAAAGGGAUUAAAAUUUAUCUGGAGAAAUUCAGGCUGAAAAACACUGAUCCGUACGACCUCUGGGAUGCUCUGAAACAGUCCCAGAGUGAGUAUGGUGGUCACGUGGACAUUGAGAAGAUGAUGGACACAUGGACCAAUCAGAUCGGCUUUCCCGUCAUUACCAUCAACACCACCAGCGGAGAGGCCGAGCAGAGGCAGUUCUUGUUCAAUGACACAACUGAAUCAAAUCUUUUAUGGCAAAUCCCUGUUCGAGUGACAUCUGGCUCUCGUCGCUCAGCGCUGGAGUGGAUAUUCACCAAAACGGUCAGCAAGGACUCAUUCAUAUCAAAGAAAGGGGAGUGGAUUUUGGCCAAUGUGAACUGUACUGGAUACUACAGGGUGAAUUAUGAUCUCGCAAACUGGGCUCGCCUGAUGAACGAGAUGGAGAACAACCCAGAAACAAUCCCUUUGCUAAACAGGGGGCAACUUAUCGACGAUGCUUUCAACUUGGCAAGAGCGAAUCUGGUCAGUGUGCCUCUGGCCCUGAACUCCACCCGCUUCCUGUCCAAUGAAAGGGAAUACAUACCGUGGCGUUUUGCUGUGGAAAACCUCAAGUACUUCUUCCUGAUGUUUGACCGGUCCGAGGUGUACGGGCCCAUGCGGAAAUAUCUUCAAAGUCAAGUCACUGGGCUUUACAAUCACUUCAAAAACUACACAGACAAUUCAACUGUCCCUGAAGAAAACCACGCCGCACAGAGCAACCAGGAGCUGGCCGUGCGACUGGCCUGUUCCACCGGUCUCCCUGCCUGUGUGGACAUGGCCAAGGACUUGUUCCAUUUCUGGAUGACCAAUAACACUAACAAGAUCCACCCAAACUUGCGCUCCAUCAUCUACUGCCAGGCCUUGGAGUCUGGGGGCCUGAAGGAGUGGGAGUUUGCCUGGAACAAGUACCAGAGCUCCAGCGACACGGCCGAGAAGGAGCAGCUGAGGGAGGCCCUGACCUGCACCAAGAAGAUCUGGCUCCUCAACAGAUUAUUGGACUACACCUUGGACCCUGACAAGUUCCGCUUGAUGGAUGUGUCCUCAGUCAUUGCCUCAGUCGCCCAGAACGAAGCUGGACACGCCCUGGCAUGGAACUUCAUCAGAGCCCAUUGGGACUACGUCAGCCAACUGCACGCUCAGUAUCUGAUUGAAAAAGUGACUUACAGAUUCUCCACAACGUUUGAACUGGAGGAGCUGAAACUUUUUUCCUCUAAAUAUGACUUGGGUUCUGCGUCUGCAGCAGUACAAAAUGCUAUUGAGCAGACGAAGGUGAACAUCCAGUGGGUCAACAACCACAAGGACGUCAUCCUGGACUGGUUCCUGACAGAGACCAGAUAA
Messenger RNA from Knipowitschia caucasica, 2322 nucleotides. NCBI's taxonomy places the organism in Eukaryota, Metazoa, Chordata, Actinopteri, Gobiiformes, Gobiidae. The record is from the annotation of a GenBank genome assembly.